Messenger RNA from Suillus discolor, 2211 nucleotides. RefSeq names its product ferric reductase like transmembrane component-domain-containing protein. The transcript is spliced from 11 exons. NCBI's taxonomy places the organism in Eukaryota, Fungi, Basidiomycota, Agaricomycetes, Boletales, Suillaceae. Bases 1 to 1845 code for a protein of 614 amino acids. Gene Ontology annotation, cellular component: plasma membrane. Gene Ontology annotation, molecular function: ferric-chelate reductase activity. Gene Ontology annotation, biological process: copper ion import; intracellular iron ion homeostasis; iron ion transport. The record is from RefSeq and is a predicted model, not a curated record.
AUGUUUUCGGAAUCAUCUCAAGUUUCUAAAGCUGAUAUAACCAUACUCACACAACAACUUGACACCUACCCUCAACAAGUAUGGGUUUUCAUCGGCGUGUCUCUCUCCAUAAUUGGCUGCUUCCAGUGGGGCUCACACAUUCACUCCAAAUUCGCCAGGCGCAGACACCAUGAGUCUGACGAAGAAACGGCUCCUAUCCAUAACAUUCAAUACAAAUUCUCACUCCGUCGUAUCCCGCUCGCGAUCAUAAAUUUCUAUCGCGUUGUUGCUUUCCGGUGGACCCUAGAAAUAGGAAAGUCUUAUACCCUCAACAUGGCAGAAGUUCUCGUCACUAUGACAUACAUCGCCCUUCUGUUGACCUACGCCUUCAUUAACACCACCUCAGUCGAAGGCCAGAAGCUUGAUAUCUUCUACUGGAGCAACCGCAUAGCCGUUCUGGCGUCCAGUCAGUUUCCCAUUGUCACGGCUCUUGGCACAAAGAACAAUCUUGUAUCUCUGGUCACAGGCAUCAGCUAUGAUAGGCUCAAUUAUAUUCAUCGAAUGAUGGCUAGGACGUGCUUCAUGCUCCUUUGCAUACAUGGAGUGGGCGAAGUGAUAUAUCCCUCCGCCCAGAAAACUUCGAACAACGAUUGGGUUCAGGCCGGUACUAUUGCCCUGAUUGCCCUCGCUGUUGUAAUCGUAGUAUCACUGCGUCCCGUCCGCAGUAAGGUCUAUGAGCUCUUCUUUUACGUCCACUUUAUUGGCGUCCUGGCAUUUCUGGUGGCAGCAUAUUUCCACGCCAAUGGUAUCUAUGGGUCGUACUGGAUAUGGCCAUCGCUUGUGAUCUGGGCUCUCGAUCGCUUCGUCCGAGUGGUUCGCCUUGCUGUAUUCAAUCACUCCUACUUUGGCUUCAAGUCAGGAUCUGGGACGAUGGAUGCAACGACGGAAAUGCUUUCCGAAGACAUCGUUCGAGUGCGCUUACGUCGACCCCCGCAUUUCCACUGGUCCCCAGGACAAGCGGCAUAUCUAAUCAUGCCUUCGGUCUCGACACUGCCAUUCGAAGCGCACCCCUUUACUAUCGCGAGUUUCGAUUCUAGUCUGCUCUCAACCGCAGAAACCGAGGAUCAAUCGGGAGGCGGUGAAAAUCACGAAACCCAGGUUCUGGGAUCAAGCAAUUCACUCUGGAAAGAGCUAGUAUUUUUGGUCAAUGUACAUGGAGGGUUCACGAAAAAGCUGAAGGAGGUAGCUGCCACAAAGGGCACAGUUAAGGUGUUUGUAGAUGGUCCUUAUGGCCCGUCUGUUGACCUCGGUUCUUACGACACGUCUGUAUUCGUGGCAGGAGGGUCUGGUAUAUCGUAUACCGUUCCAGUCUUGCUGAGCGUUAUCGAGCAGGUACGCAAGGGGAAAAGCUCCUGCAAACGAGUGGUGUUCAUUUGGUCAAUACGCCAGGCUGGGUAUGUUCGAUGGAUCGAAGAAGCGCUCAUCAAGGCUGUUCAGCUUGCCCCGCCUUCCUUGACAGUAUCCAUCCGCAUCUUUAAUACUGGUUCUCCAUCAAUGACACAGUCUAUGGAAGAAGUUUCUGGCCUUCCAAAUAUAACAGAGAAGAUCGUUACUUUCGAACCAACGUCGUCAAUGUUACUGUCGUUACGCGGAGUCAAGAUGGAAAGUGGUCGAUCGGACCUGGAUGCACUGCUCAAAGAAGAGGUUAGCAUGGCCUCGGGGCGUAUGUCUGUGAGCGUUUGCGGAUCUUAUGGUAUAGCACGCGCGGUCCGUCAUGCACUUCGCUUCCCUGUUUCUGGACCUUCCAGUGUUCUUAGUGGAGGACCGAGCGUGACCCUAUAUGUUGAAUCAUUCGGAUACGCAUGAUAUUAUCGUUUUCAGUGGCUGUUUGACAAGUACGGUGGACAAUGGUUACGGCUUAUUUAGAAGUCUGAUCGAUGUUUGUUCUGGAUCUUCUGGUGCGACCAUACUAAGUAUACUUAGAGAUAACAUAUUCACCCCAAGUUACUUAGCACAGAGAGAUAAUUGGUAUCAGUACUGCUUGGCUCGCAUCGAAUUUCGAAAUUUUUGCCAAGAAGCUCAAGCGCUCAGAGAUUGGACCGCAGUCGUUCCUGUGUCAGGCGGGGACCUGAUUUGUAGAUUAGUCAGCGGAUAGCUCUGGCGUUAGUGGCCCAACACGGAAAGAGGCCCCUAUAUUUAGACAAUGAUGUUUUGCAAUUUAAGCACAGCGGC